Molecule: messenger RNA, 2973 nt
Organism: Volvox carteri f. nagariensis
Lineage: Eukaryota; Viridiplantae; Chlorophyta; Chlorophyceae; Chlamydomonadales; Volvocaceae
Exons: 16
Coding region: 1-2973 (990 amino acids)
Biological process (GO): carbohydrate metabolic process
Molecular function (GO): hydrolase activity, hydrolyzing O-glycosyl compounds
Source: RefSeq, a predicted model, not a curated record
AUGGCGGCCGCCGCACACGAGCCCAAGCCGCGCUUCCACGUCGCGCCGCCGCAGGGCUGGAUAAAUGAUCCGAACGGGCCCCUUUUCUACAAGGGCUACUAUCACUUGUUCUAUCAGUAUGUGGAAACAGGCUGCACCUGGAACUGGGGUUUGCUUUGGGGCCAUGCUGUGUCGCGCGACCUAAUCACAUGGCAGCACCUGCCUCCUGCACUCGCCCCCACGUUUGGGGGCUUCGACGGAGAUGGUUGCUUCAGCGGUUGCGCCACCCUCGAUGAAGACGGUGUGCCCACCAUCCUGUACACCGGGGUCCGUCUGCGCUCGAGUGAUGUCUGCGGUCCGCUGCCUCCGCCCGAGUGCGACCUGGGAAACGCCUGCAUUGAGACGCAGUGCCUCGCCUUCGGUGACCCUGCCGACCCCAAGCUCACCUACUGGGCCAAGGAGGAGACUCCCUUCCUGUCCCUGCCGCCGCCGAACAUGAAUCUGACGGCGUGGAGGGACCCCUACGUCCUCGGCCGCCCGGGGGAGGACGGACAUGACUGCUGGACGGUCAUGGUGGGCGCGGGCAUCAAGGAGCGUGGUGGCACGGCGCUGGUCUAUAAGUCUCCCACACUUCGAGGAGGGUCUUGGAGCUAUGCUGGAGAGCUGUGCAGGGGCGGUGGCGACACCGGAGUCAUCUGGGAGUGUCCCGUCAUGAUGCGGCUGCCUCGCCUACCCCGGCCACCGCAGCCUCAGCCGCAUCGCAAUGCGCCUUUUGCUUUGCGCGCGCAGCAUCAGCAGCAGCAGGUGCAGUCGCCGCUGCCAGUGGAUGUUUCCACUACCCCCGGCGGCGGCGGCGGCACCGUAUUGCCCGCCUUCACCAGCCCUACAAGACCCAACAAAACCGACGGCGCUGCCGCGCCGCCGCCGCGCAACCUCAUCGUACUGCCGCCGCCGGCACCGGCAUCGCCGCGACCGCUGAUCAAAGCGCAACCCGCGUCAGCGGCGGAGGCGGAGGUUCUGCCGUACGGUAUGGUAACGGUGGAUCGCCUGGGGGCGGGAGCGGGCCCCGCAGCCGCGAUCGCUCUGCUGUCACCGCGGAGGCCGACACUGGAGGCGGCGCUGCAGCAGGCGCCCUUGAGCCCCCUCCGGUCGCCGAUCGGCUGGAAUUUGCCGCCGCUGGCGGCACUGCCCCACGCGCCCUCGCCGCCGGUGGUCAUGGGGAGAGAGAUGUUGCUGAAAGAUGUCGCUCGCUGGAAGUUGCUAGGUAGCGCAAAAGCUUUUGGGCUGCAGCUCCUGUUGCUGAGGGCUCAGAGCCUUUAUCUUUGUCAGUGUGCUGUGGCUGUGGCUGUGGCUGUGGCUGUGGCUGUGGCUGUGGCUGUGGCUGUGGCUGUGGCUGUGGCUGUGGCUGUGGCUGUGGCUGUGGCUGUGGCUGUGGCUGUGGCUGUGGCUGUGGCUGUGGCUGUGGCUGUGGCUGUGGCUGUGGCUGUGGCUGUGGCUGUGGCUGUGGCUGUGGCUGUGGCUGUGGCUGUGGCUGUGGCUGUGGCUGUGGCUGUCACCCCUGAGCCCACGCCCCGGGCCGCCCCGAAAUUCCACCGGGGCCCCCGUGUCGCCACCCUAGUGCCGCCCAAUCCCCCGCGGGUUAAGGCCUCGACGGCUGCCGCCACGGCCACCGCCGCCGCCGCCGCAGCCCCUAGGGACGCAGCGGCAUCCUUUUCCUGGCAGCGCUACCAGACCUUUUUCUGCAUCUGUCCCGACGACUGUAACAGCAUGGCUGUGUAUUACCUGGGGUCGUACGACGCGGGUGGCUCAGCUUUCAACCUGGAUGAGGCGCUGGGUCCCUUCCCUUUGGACCUGGGGGACAUCUUCUAUGCGCCAAACAUGCUGAGGGACGCGGAGGGCCGUGCGGUGCUGUGGGGCUGGCUGCAGGAGAAGCCCCGCAAGGUUGGCACGUACGACUACGCGGGGUGCUUGUCCAUGCCACGACUGGUGGACGAGCAGCCGGCCAGAAACGGCAACGAAGGUGACAAUGUACGGCCGGCCGUACAUCUGGUGCAGCAGCCGCCGGCAGACAUUUCCAAGCUUCGGGUUCCAGGCAGCGCGUGGCAGGGGGAGGGAUUGCUGCUGGAGCCCGGGUCCACGUUGCCUAUCCCACUGGCUUCUGGAGACCACUUCGAGCUGGAGCUGACAAUGGUGCCGCUGCCGCAGCCGUUGGAGCCGCUGCGGGAGGGUGACGACAGCGGCGGAGCUAAUGCCACCGGCUCCCAGGCCGACAGCCCGCAGUCCGCGGCAGGCCCGAGUCCCGGUCCCAGUCCGCGUCGCAGUCCGGUGGCACAGGUGGCGGCUGCGGCAGUCACGGGCGAUUGGCGGCGUGGUGGCGGCGGCGGCGGCGGCGGCGGCGGCGGUGUCUGCCGAUGCAGCGGUGUGCUGCUGCACAACUGGCGCAGCGGCGCGGAGGGCUCGGCCGCUCUGCUGUACCACUGGGAUAGCGGCGUGCUGGAGGUGGUGUUUGAGGCUAUGGACCCGGCCACGCUUACCUUCAGCUUGGCGGCCCCAGGGGUGCGGCGAGUCGGCGGCCGGCUGCAGCGGCCGCCUGCCCCGGGCAGCCCGUUGUCACUUCGCGUGUUCCUGGACUACUCCUGCCUCGAGGUGUUCACGGGAGAAGGCGAGGUGCUCACGGCGCGAGUCUACCGCGGCAGUGCGCCCACCAACCCCGCGCAACACCACCACCAACACCUCCGCCAGCACCAGCAGCAGUACCCGUAUGCGCGGUCGUCACCUGGGGGCGCCGGGAGCGUGGGAGGCGACAUGGCGGCUUUGGGCGUGGAGCUCGUGUCGUUUGGGUGCAGUACGGAGGUCCCCCGUGUCGGGGCGUACGAGAUGGCGGCCAUAUGGGCAAAGCGUCGAGGAGCGUUUGUCUGUAGCGGUAGACCCGUUGAUCGAUUCUUGCUGGCUGUGGACUGCCCGAGUGCGCUCCCAGGGACUAAAUACCGUUAG